CCGUCUGCCGCCGCUCGUUCCGUUGCUGCGAAAUCUGAGAGAGCGCCUUCUGUGGCCGCGCGGUCGGUGAGAGAACCGUCCGUCGUCGCGCCUUCGGUGAAGGAACCCUCAAGAUAUGCCCCCUCGGUGAAGGAGCCGUCCAUUGCGGCUUCCUCGGUCAAAGAACCUUCCGAGAUUGGACCCUCAGUCAGGGAGCCUUCCAUUGUUGCCCCUUCAGUCAAGGAACCAUCGGUUGUCGCCCCUUCAAUCAGGGAGCCCUCCAUCCGGGCACCCUCGGUCUUCGCACCAUCCGUAGCGACUCCCUCUAUCGUCGCGCCCUCC
Gloeophyllum trabeum ATCC 11539 is the source of this 321-nucleotide messenger RNA. RefSeq lists its product as uncharacterized. NCBI's taxonomy places the organism in Eukaryota, Fungi, Basidiomycota, Agaricomycetes, Gloeophyllales, Gloeophyllaceae. The record is from RefSeq and is a predicted model, not a curated record. The transcript has a single exon. The annotation marks the transcript as partial.